Toxotes jaculatrix (banded archerfish) is the source of this 1611-nucleotide messenger RNA. RefSeq names its product NOP53 ribosome biogenesis factor (gene nop53). Bases 30 to 1421 code for a protein of 463 amino acids. NCBI's taxonomy places the organism in Eukaryota, Metazoa, Chordata, Actinopteri, Toxotidae. Gene Ontology annotation, biological process: ribosomal large subunit assembly; rRNA processing. The transcript has 12 exons. Gene Ontology annotation, cellular component: nucleolus. Gene Ontology annotation, molecular function: 5S rRNA binding. The record is from RefSeq and is a predicted model, not a curated record.
ACGUGUUUCUUUUUUUCCAGUCCUCCAACAUGGCGGCUGCCAGGAGGUUGAAACGCGUGGUGGCUUCACAGCCAGGAUUUUUAAAUUUAAAGCCCAGUUUGGACUCCGCAGACUCGGUCAGCAGUCGGAGAAAACGCGUGAACAAGAAUAAGAAGAAGAACUGGAACAAACACAGCGACAUAAACGAUGUAGAGGAGUUUUUAGACGACAUCAGGCACCAGGAGAGGACCACAGGGGGUCUGCUGUCUGAGAAGUCAGAUGACAGUUUGUUCUUUUUGGAUGUUGGACAACCGAAGAAAGCUGAACCGAAGGCAGCGGAAUCCGAUAACAGAAAGGUGAAGACGAGAAAAGGGAAAGCGUCACGUCCUCUGAGGAUAGACCUGAUCCUGCAGCACGACUCCCUCGUUCCACCACCUAAAGAUGUGCUGGCCUACCAGCAGCCAAAUGCCAAGAAACUUCGUCGCAUUGCCCAGAAAGCUGAGCAGCUGGCAGCCAAAGGCGUGGUGCCACGGAGGCAGAGACAGCUGCUCAACAGACGGCCAGUCGCCAGGAAGGCCAAGAUGGCAGUGACAGAGGCCAACAACAACCCAGACAGAGAAUAUUACGACAUAUGGGAACAAGAACCAAAAACUUCAGCUGACCCCUGGUAUCUUCACCAAACUGGCAAGAAGGCUGUCAAGCGUCCAGCGAAGUUGAACGAGAAGCCGUCUGUGCUCCCGGCUGUGGAGGUGAUCGCCCCCGGAGGAUCCUACAACCCAGACUUCUUCUCACACCAGGCCUUGCUGCAGGAGGCCCAUGAGGUGGAGGUAAAGAAACAAAAGGAGGAAAACAAAGUAGAGAGACAGUUGGCUGUCAACAAAGAAGACACAGCAACAGAGGAGACGAUCUUAAGAGAGCAGGUGGAAGGUCUGGUAGAAGAAGAGGAUGAAGAAGAAGCGGCUCCUAAUGAGGAAGAGGAGGAUGCGGCAGUGGGAGCCAUCACACUGGCAGAGAAGAAGACUGAGAGACAGAGGAAGAGAGAGAAGGCUGAAAAAAUAAAAGAGCAGCAGCGGUUGGCUGAAAGACAUCAGACUGACCAGCGGCAGCAGCUCUUCCAGCUUCGAUCGAUUAAGUCGUCCAUUAGACAGCAGGAGCAGAGAACCGAGGGCAAACAGAAACUGCGCAAGGCCAAGCAGGAGGCCCAGAAAAGCCAGCCCAGACGCCUUGGCAAACUCAAGUUCCAGGCUCAGGACCUUGAGGUUCAGUUGAGUGACGAGCUGGCCGGCUCCCUGCGAAGACUCAAGCCAGAGGGCAGCGUCCUCAAGGACCGCUUCAAGAGUCUGCAGAAGAGGAACCUGAUCGAACCCAGAGAAAGAGCCAAGUUCAAGAGGAGACACAAGCUGAAGUAUGUGGAGAAGAGGGCUUUUAGAGAGAUCACUUAGUGCUGAUCCACAGACCACAGGAGCUGAGAACCAGAAGCAUUUAAAGCCACAAGUGCAACAUAAUGGAGCUGUGUAUAUACAACUUAAUGACUGUUGAGGGCCUGCUUGUCCCUCUCAGACAAUUACAACUUCUAACAAAUAUAUAUGUCAUUGAUAAUUGUGAUAUAUAAACUUAUAAAAUGUGCUUGAA